AUUUUGUUGUACCACCUCGUCGACGACGCGAGCUCUGAAAGCCUAAGUUGAGUCUCCUGCGGCCCGCAGCAGGACAGCAACGUAACCGAGGUGCUCGCAGUAAAGGUCGGUACGCGAAGUUCACGCUUACAGUGUUGCCAGACUGGCGACGAUAUCGUAGUAAUCCCGGAUAUUUUUGUAUAUAUUUUUUUUCUGUUUGAUGAAGAUAGUUGGAUAUUUUAUUUGAGGAUUUUUGCUGAUCGCCAAACGGGCAACAAAACUGGCAACGCAGCGCGAACGGCGUCAUUGACUGAGUACCGGCCGGGCCUGAUUCCUAGUGAUUUCGUCCAAAAAAAAAAAAAAAAGACGAAUUCCCUCAGGCAGCAGGCGACAACCUGGCCGAAAUUAUCGACCCUGUGUUCGAUCCUGGAACGUGCGUUCUAUGUUAUUGGAUAAUUUUCAAUAGCAGCUUGAUAUCACGCACCAAAACGACGACAGAUAUUAAUCGAAUUUAACGGAAAAAAUGGAAGUCGUAGCAGCACCUCCUCCAACCUCCAAUGGUACUCCGUUUCGUGACCAUGACGUGCGCGAAUGGUCCCGAAUCGAUACCAUUACUGGGGCUCUGGAACGUGCCAGGCUUGAAACGGAUAGCUGGUCAGCUACCACUAGUGAUGCUUGUCAUCGGUAUGGAAAGGUUGUAGAUUCUAGAGCUCGUACCGGUGUAAAUGGUAACCUCCAGGCUCAAGCCAGCAGACAGUUGGAAGUAUUUCAAAGCAGGACUUCGGGGGCUCGUUUACAAGUGGUCAAAACAAAGACUGUUAGUAGUAGCAGGUGGUCGUCGACCAACAAGGGCGAUUCGACGCCAAUUGCGGCCCUGGGAUUCGAGGAUUUAAAGCUCCCACUAAAUCCCCUUGACCUCACAUCCCAAAAGUCUAAAGCAUCAGUAGGCCGUACCGUUAACAGACGUCCCCCAACUAGACAUCCCAGAAAUCUGAACUCUACAUUCGCAAGCGAUGUUCAUAGCCAUAUAAGAAACGCCCAAUUCACAGCGGCAACGAAUCUUCACAGAGUAUCCAGGUUGUGCCAUCAAAUUCACGAGUCCGCCGUUAGGAAUGCAUUUGGGAGAAAAUCGCCUGAAAAUUCGCGUAGAGCAAGUGUAGAUGAUAGUAGUGUUAGUGGCGUAGAGAUUACGGAAAUCGAAAAUAGCAGUGCAACGUCAAAUAGUGAUUUGAACUCUCAUCAAAAUUUGAUGCGAACUAAAAGCAAUAGCAGUGAUGAUAUCAAUUUAAUUCCUGAAAAAGAUUCUAUAAGAAAAAGUGUGGAAGAUUUGGAAGACUUGGAGCAAUUGCAAAACUGGAGGAGAAAUUCCAAAGUUCGACGAAGUCUACAGUUUCCUAAAGCAACCUCGCCCGAGUUAGAAAGCAAUGAUACCGACUUGCCAGAAAGUUCGGUCAAUGUUAAAAAACUAAGAGAUCGAUUAGAAAAAGGCAGAAGACUCACCGCAGCCUUAAGAAAUAACUCAAUAUCAGCUGAUUUAAAUGCUUUAGAUGAUAUUAUUCGCUCAAUAUCCAGUGCCAGUUCCUUGGAAAGAAGCUCAACAGAUGAUAAUUUGGAUGAAAUUUGUGAUAAAGAAUCUGUAGUUCCUAAAACAAAAAAUAAAAGGGAAUCAUUUGUUACUGUGGAGUCAAUACAGGAAGUUAAAGGACGGUUAAGACGUACUAGUUCCCCAGGAAGUGAUGUUUAUUCGAAAAAUAAAGAUGAUAGCGAAAGCGAUGAUGGUAUAGAUACAGAAGAUACCUCUCUAAAAGUAAAAUCUUACGUUUAUGGUAUGGAAAACAAUAUGGUGAAUCUCAAGAAGCCUGUAAUAGGUACUGGUAGUUUAGAGUCUCGCUCAAAAUUCUCGAAUGGCAUCAAUAAUCAUAAAAAUGAGGACUGGUACAACAGACGUAAAUCUUAUGGUUUUGAAAAAGUCCAUGGCUCUGAAGAACCUUCUUCGAUAUCCCUCAAAAACAAAAAUUUCGUUGAAUCAAGCACAGACAGUGGUAUUUGUAGAUCCAGUGAAAUUAUGGUUGUACCAACAGCAACAAAGUCGAAUAAUUUUGAUGACGUAGAAAAUGAGAAAACUAAUCCCAUUAACGGUAUUCAUUACGGUAAUGUCAAGAAAAUGACCAGCAUAUUCGACCAUCAGGAGGAUGAGCUGUCCAAGGCUUGGACUAAGCGGGCGGCUUCUUUUAAAGACGAUUGGAAAAAGAACGAAAUAAAAUCGACAACGAUUACAAUACCCAUAGUUAAAAAUAACAAUGUUGUCGACCUAUCUUGGAACGAGGAGCCGGAAAAGGAAGCAAAAAGAGUGUCAGCGGAAUCUAACGGUGAUCGUUUUAGAAAGACCAGCUUGAAUGAUCCAUUUUUAAUAAAUAAUGACGAUGACAAUUUAAAUAAUAUUAACCGAAAAGGUAAAAAGGUAGAAUUUUGCAAAACCGAAGUGCAUUUUGCAGCUGAGUCUGGUAAAGUUAACAUUGUUGAAACUGAUGAAAAACCACCUCCUACACAAAAUUUCAGACGUAGACGUAGAAAUUCUGGUCCUAUUAGAGACUAUCCAGAAGAUUUUAAUAAAAAUGGCCUACCAAUGCUUCAUUUUGGCGACAGCUCAUACGAAAAAACUAUGUUUGGUAUAGAUAAUGAACAAGACGAAAAACAACCCCCAUUAUCGUCUUUAGAACAAAAUAGAAUUCCGUCAGCUUUUAGUGUAGUAACAGUUAAUAAUACUAACGAUUACAUCCUAGAAGAAGAUGAAAGAAAAGAACUAUUAUUAACAGAUAAUGAUAAUUUGAAAGGCAUUUUAAAAAACAAACCUAUAAAACCCAAACCCUAUCAUUUAGGUGAUAAUGUAUCAUUGAAUGACGAUGACGAAGAUGCGCGAAGAUGGGGAGUACGUUUACGACACGUUCCAGAAGAAAAUUUACCCAUAUGGAAAUCUACAGUAACCGUCCAUAAUAAUUAUCAACAAGACAAAACUAAAUCUGAACCGCCCGAAUUUCAAAAACUACUCAAAAAUUUACGACCUACAACGAAAAAACCCGACUAUCUUUCAGACAACGAAAAUCGUUACUCCGAUAAUCUUGGUAAUAUUCGCGUAGUAUCGGCAGUGAAAGACAAUAGACGAUCGUCGUGGUCUGUAGCCGAUAAAGUGAAACUGGUGGAUGAUAUACAAGAAAACAAAGGAUAUUCUACUAAAGUGAAUUUUGGUAAUGGCGAAGCUACUGUAGUCCAAAAUGAUCAGAGUACGUGGCCACGGAUGGAGAACCUAUCGAAGGACUCCAAACAAAUUCUGAACAAAGGAUUAGUCGUACGGAUCGGUAGACAGGAUUCGGCAAGUAAACAUACCGUGUGCUCUAAAACUACUAGACAAAAUAAUAGUACCACCACCACAACGACGAAAAUCACCAUCGACUUGGCACCAUCACCACCGACGAAAGAUAAACCUCUAACCUAUACCAAAUUUAAACGAUCUCAGAAUCUACAACAUAGCUUUAAGUCUACACCGUUGGUGCUCAACAUGCUCAAAGACCAAAAAGAGGCUGUUAAUAAGGUUCCUCAACAAUUAGAGGCCUUAAGAAAACUAUACAACGAUGUUCCUAGCGACGAAGCUGAAUGCGACGCCGACAGAGAAGUGCAACAGUUGCUGAGUAGAGUAACUGAAAAAGAACUGACUAGUUUAGAAAGCGACGCCAGUAGCGUAGUAUCGGGAAGCUGGAGUAAGAUGAAAGCUUUCAAGAAUUUUGCUGAGGCCAGCAAUAGGAGUAGUUUUAGGGGAGUUAAGUCGAAAUUUGAUCUCAAAAAUGCUAAAGAUAUCGAAGAUGUAAAUUCACCGAGGUUGAAAAAAGUGGAAGAUUCCGCCAAACCUACUGCCACAUACAAUAAGUAUAGCAUUCUUCAUAGCGGUAGUAAAUUUUCUCCGGUAGUUUUAAGAAAAUCAAUUCCCAUAAUGAAAACGACUGAAUCUGUAGAACUGAAGCCUUCAGAAGAAUUAUCUUCAAUAGUAAAUAAGAAAUCUGAAAGCUCAAUUAUUAAUAAUAGACACUCUCCUACUAGAGAAUUUAAAAAUUUGCCCGACGCCAAGCUUCAAGCAAAGUAUGUCAAUGAGAAUAUUGUGUUAAGGCAACCGAAAAAGUCCGAAAUGACCUAUUUUGGUGUAAAUGUUGCUUCAAGGGAAAAUGUACAAACGGCUGUGAUUAAAAAAGAUCAAAAGCCUUUGCUGCAGAAGCCAGAUAUUUUGCAACACCAUCAUAAAAGGCCACCAUCUCCGCAAAGAAUCGUAAAACCUAGAAGGCCUUUACCAGAUAAGAAUAAAGAAUCACCUAUCUACGAAAAUUUAAAGCCUGCACCAUUAAAAUCAAAAUAUUCUGGCCACGUGGAUUUUGAUUCUAGCAUACUGGAUGAACUUACGAAAGCUGCUGACCAAAUCUUGCUGGCUGUAAAUGGUUACACCUCCGAAGACUGUCACACCAGAUUAAGCUCAGACGAAGAAGAAUCUAGGAAACCUUUGGAUACAAUAUCAGAAACCAAAUCUUGGAAACACUCAAAUCAAGACCUGGAAAUAAAAAACCAGCAAAGAAUGAGGCCCACCUUAGCUAGUGCGGCUAAAAUGAAGGUAAAAAGAACAUCUUCGACAUCUUCAGUGGAAAGUUUAUCAAAGGAUCCUAGGAGGAGAGGUAGCUUAACCGAAAGAAGAUCUACUACAACUCCACUAGUGAAAUCUGCCCCAACAGAAAAACCCAACAACAAAAAAAAACCAUCUACAGAAGUAACAUCCAUUAAAGCAACAACAAAAGCCAGGCGACUUCAGAGAGCCUCGAGCAGAGAAGCGUUGCUGCAGUCUCACGGAAGCUCUUCCGAAGAUUUGCCAGCUAAUAUCGAAGCACCUGCGAGGAAGCCUAGAUUAAUUAAAAAAACUAAGACAGCUCAAUUGACUAUGACAAAUGGGCUGGAGUUGAAGAAACCUACGAGACGGAGGUCGCGCGAAGAGAAAGUAGAAACCGGGAAAAACGAUACAAGAAUAUUGGGAAGUCUUCCAGAAAUCCGACAUAAAACCGCCGUAUCUACGAUAACGAGUACAGCCGAAAAAUGUUCCAGGGAUCGAUCCAGGACGCGAAACGACGACAGCAAGUCCAGAAGUUAUACUAAAAGGGAAGGUAGUGGCAAAGGCACAAUCAGCAGUUCGUCUACUACAAGACCCUCCUCAUCUGCAACAAGUAAAGGGCAGUACCAUCAGCGCGCAUCAUCGACGAAAGAAUCGACAAGUGGCGUGACGCAGCAUCGAAUAUCAACAGCAAAUAUCAAGAGGUAUCAUCGUUCUGAAGCAACAACGAAACACUAGCAAUUGGAAGAAAUACUAGAUAAUGAGUCCUUUCAAAAUUGGAUUUCAAGAUUUGCUUGCCAACGUAAAUGCCUAAGGUAUACAAACAAAUAUGUAGUUGACGAAGAAGUAUUGUCAGUAUAUUAUGCUUUGUUGUAUUGUAAUAUGUGUUAAAAUUCGUAAUUCCUGCCGUUUUAGUUAGUAAGUUCCUAAACAAUUAGAUUGUAAGAUUCAUGCGAAACAUUAUUUAUAAUGGAUAACAAAAUCCUUAAAAAUUUAACAAAACAAAUUCUUCUAUAAUUAUUAUUAAUGUAAAUAUUAUUUUAAUGAAUCAAGGCUUGGCUAUAUUAAGAGGCCUUUUGAAACUUGAAAAAAUACUCUACAAAUUCCAUUUUUUUGGUGGAAUUUUAAAAUAUAACUCGCUUUCUCUUAAUGCUUUAAAAACCCUAAAAUGACUAUUUUUUCUUGUAUUUAUUGUGUUUCAUUUCCUAACGCUUUCUCAACUUAAUUGUGAUUUUGUACUGCUU
Ceutorhynchus assimilis (cabbage seed weevil) is the source of this 5862-nucleotide messenger RNA. NCBI's taxonomy places the organism in Eukaryota, Metazoa, Arthropoda, Insecta, Coleoptera, Curculionidae. The record is from the annotation of a GenBank genome assembly.